GGCGCCACAACUUCCGGUUGUGUCUUCUCUUUACUGUCCGUAAAGUUCAUAAAUAUGACAGCAAAGAAGGUUCCGAGGCGAGAUUGUACUUGAGACUUCCGCACUCCCGUUUGUGCUUAGGUGAAGCGGUUAGAGUUGAAAGGGGAAGGCUGGUGUUAAACAAUUUAACUCAAUUAUCUGAGAACGGGUUUGCGUUGUGCAAGACUCUCUGGAACGGACUUGCCGGGACUGACAGCUGCCGGAAGUGAGGCUGUGCGUAAUGGCCGCCGCUGCGACCAUGGCGGCUGCCGCUCGGGAGCUGGUGUUGCGAGCCGGGGCCUCGGAUAUGGAAGAGGAGGAGGGCCCGCUGGGCAGUGGUCCUGGGCUUCAGGAGCCACUGCAACUUGGGGAGUUGGACAUCACUUCUGAUGAAUUCAUCUUGGAUGAAGUGGAUGUUCACAUUCAGGCAAAUCUGGAGGAUGAGUUAGUAAAGGAAGCUCUUAAAACGGGUGUGGACCUCCGUCACUAUUCAAAGCAGGUUGAGCUGGAGCUACAGCAGAUUGAGCAGAAAUCUAUUCGAGAUUAUAUUCAAGAGAGCGAGAACAUAGCAUCUCUGCACAACCAGAUCACAGCCUGUGAUGCUGUCCUUGAGCGCAUGGAGCAGAUGUUGGGAGCUUUCCAGAGUGACCUCAGCUCCAUCAGCUCUGAGAUCCGGACAUUGCAGGAACAGUCAGGAGCUAUGAACAUUCGUCUUCGAAACCGCCAGGCAGUUCGGGGAAAACUUGGGGAGCUUGUUGAUGGUCUGGUGGUUCCCUCUGCCCUAGUCACGGCAAUUCUGGAGGCUCCAGUGACGGAGCCCAGGUUCCUGGAGCAGCUGCAGGAGUUGGAUGCCAAGGCAGCCGCCGUCAGAGAGCAGGAGGCUAGGGGCACAGCAGCCUGUGCAGACGUCAGAGGCGUGCUUGACCGCCUCCGGGUCAAGGCAGUGACGAAGAUCCGAGAGUUCAUCCUCCAGAAGAUUUAUUCCUUCCGAAAACCAAUGACCAACUAUCAGAUCCCCCAGACGGCCCUGCUGAAGUACAGGUUCUUCUAUCAGUUCCUGCUGGGCAAUGAGCGAGCAACAGCGAAAGAGAUCAGAGAUGAGUAUGUGGAAACGCUGAGCAAGAUCUACCUAUCCUAUUACCGCUCUUACCUGGGGCGGCUCCUGAAGGUGCAGUAUGAGGAGGUCGCUGAGAAAGAUGAUCUAAUGGGUGUGGAAGAUACAGCAAAGAAAGGAUUUUUCUCGAAGCCAUCACUUCGCAGCAGGAACACCAUCUUUACCCUGGGGGCCCGUGGCUCUGUCAUCUCCCCCACUGAACUUGAGGCCCCCAUCCUGGUGCCCCACACAGCCCAAAGAGGAGAGCAGAGGUAUCCAUAUGAGGCCCUCUUCCGCAGCCAGCACUACGCUCUCCUAGAUAAUUCCUGCCGUGAAUAUCUUUUCAUCUGUGAAUUCUUUGCUGUGUCUGGCCCAGCUGCGCACGAUCUCUUCCAUGCUGUGAUGGGCCGAACGCUCACCAUGACCCUGAAACACCUGGAGUCCUAUCUAGCUGACUGCUAUGAUGCCAUUGCUGUUUUUCUCUGUAUCCAUAUCGUCCUUCGAUUCCGCAACAUUGCAGCAAAGAGGGACGUUCCUGCCCUGGACAGGUACUGGGAACAGGUGCUUGCCUUGCUGUGGCCUCGGUUUGAGCUGAUCCUGGAGAUGAAUGUCCAGAGUGUCCGAAGCACUGACCCUCAGCGCCUUGGGGGGCUGGAUACUCGGCCCCACUAUAUCACACGCCGAUAUGCGGAGUUUUCCUCUGCUCUUGUUAGCAUCAAUCAGACAAUUCCCAACGAGCGGACGAUGCAGCUGCUGGGACAGCUACAGGUGGAGGUGGAGAACUUUGUCCUCCGAGUGGCAGCUGAGUUCUCCUCAAGGAAGGAACAGCUUGUGUUUCUGAUCAACAACUAUGACAUGAUGCUGGGUGUGCUGAUGGAGCGGGCUGCAGAUGACAGCAAAGAAGUUGAGAGUUUCCAGCAGCUGCUCAAUGCACGGACGCAGGAGUUCAUUGAAGAGUUGCUGUCUCCCCCUUUUGGGGGUCUGAUGGCAUUUGUGAAGGAAGCUGAGGCUUUGAUUGAGCGUGGACAGGCUGAACGACUUCGAGGAGAAGAAGCACGGGUAACUCAGCUGAUCCGUGGCUUUGGUAGUUCGUGGAAGACAUCAGUGGAGUCUCUGAGUCAGGACGUAAUGAGGAGUUUUACCAAUUUCAGAAAUGGAACCAGUAUCAUUCAGGGAGCGCUGACCCAGCUGAUCCAGCUCUAUCAUCGAUUCCACCGGGUACUGUCCCAGCCGCAGCUCCGAGCCCUCCCUGCCCGGGCUGAGCUCAUCAAUAUUCACCACCUUAUGGUGGAGCUCAAGAAGCACAAGCCUAACUUCUGAUGUGCCGAACCCUGGGAUCUGCCAACCCUCUCCAUGGACUUCUGCACCCCAUCCCAUAUCCUUCUUUACCUGGGUCUCCCUUCCAGUUCUCCUCUUGCCUCCCAGGCCCUUGACAUGCCUCAUUCUGCCUUCAUUCCCAUCAGGAUAAGCCAGAUUCCCUUGGCUUUCUGAAUCUCCCCAUGUCUUCAGGUUUCCCAGGACCACUUCCCCCUGGGCUUCCAAAAUUACCUUUAUCAUUUUCUCAAUUUUGUCCAUACACAUGCACGGAUUCCCCCCCCCGCCCCUGCCACAACGGUUUCUUCCCCCCAGUAUAUCUUUUACUGCCUCAGUCUCUGGUUCACUCAACUCUUGUCACUAUGUCCUGAGGUACCCCAGCUCCUGGAAUUGGUGGCAAGGGGAGACUGCCUCCAGGUUGUUAUUUUUUCCACUCAAAAUGAUUUCUUUGGCUUUUUGACCUCAGAUCUCAGCAACUUGAACACUAAUCCACCCCCUCCUGGCCUGAGAGUUACUCUAAGGUCACCCUGUAGUAAACAAUAAAUAUUUAAUAUAACAUGAAAAA
Trichechus manatus latirostris (Florida manatee) is the source of this 2990-nucleotide messenger RNA. It is a transcript of the gene VPS52, whose product is annotated as VPS52 subunit of GARP complex. Gene Ontology annotation, biological process: lysosomal transport; retrograde transport, endosome to Golgi; Golgi to vacuole transport. NCBI's taxonomy places the organism in Eukaryota, Metazoa, Chordata, Mammalia, Sirenia, Trichechidae. The transcript is spliced from 20 exons. The coding region runs from base 260 to 2431 and encodes 723 amino acids. The record is from RefSeq and is a predicted model, not a curated record. Gene Ontology annotation, cellular component: GARP complex. Gene Ontology annotation, molecular function: syntaxin binding.